Molecule: messenger RNA, 2832 nt
Organism: Prorocentrum cordatum
Lineage: Eukaryota; Dinophyceae; Prorocentrales; Prorocentraceae
Source: the annotation of a GenBank genome assembly
AUGGGAGCUAUCAGCCGGACGGGAUGGGCGUCCGCCCCAGCAGCACUCGUUUGCACAGUCGUGGCAUUGCUCGGAGUGUCAGAUGCUCGGAAUCCCACGUCUGACGUGCCCAUCUACACCACCUCUGAUGUCGACGUAGGGACGGAGCGCCAUUGGACGCUUGUGCUGGAGGACGAUGCUACAGAUGAAGAGCUGGGUGGCAUUCGCCAGGAGUUUAACAACGGGCAGCACAGCCAUCCGGGCAGAGGCCAGAUGCCAUUUGUGGUGGGAAGCAUGACCAGAAACUCCCUCAACGCGCUGCUGGCGAGGCACAAGGGGCGAGUGAAGUUUGUUCAAGAGGACCAGUUUUCGAAAAGGGUCCCAGACAUGGAGACCGUCAAUUCAGAAGACGCGUACUCGGAGGGGCGAGCCUCCCGGACUUAUCCAUGGGGCAUCCAGUACGUCGGCGCGAACGUGGUUCGGGGGCGGGGCGCGGGAGUACAUGUGUACGUGUUAGACACGGGCAUUCGCAUUACCCAUAACGAGUUCGGCGGCCGCGCUUUCGCCGGAGUGGACGUCGCCUCCUCGGGAGAGUAUCCUGGCACUCUCACAGAGUGCGCGCCCCUCAGCACAACGUGCUCUGCAGAUGUCCAUGGGCACGGCAGCCACUGUGCGGGCACGGUGGGGGCUUCGACAUAUGGCGUCGCGAAUGGCGCGACCCUGUGGGCAAUGAAGGUCCUGAAUGAUGCAGGCUCUGGCUGGACCACAUGGUCCAUCUUAGCCGAGCAAUGGAUUCUGUCUUCCGGGAACAGGCCAGCGGUUGUCAGCAUCAGCAUCCAGGCCAACUACAAUGACCUGGCGGAGCAGACGUCGAUCGACAAUUUGGUAGCCGAUGGCGUGACCGUGGUGGUGGCUGCAGGAAACUCUAACCAAGACGCCUGCAGCUGGAAUCCAGCUUGGAUUCCGUCGGCGAUCACCGUUGCAGCCUUUGGCGGGACGUCGGGGACCUCAUGGGACAGGUCUUCGUACAGCAAUUGGGGCUCCUGCAUCGAUGUGUAUGCCCCUGGCACGAGAAUCCUCUCGACGGGCCCGUCCAGCGACACCCACACCUACUACAACACAGGCACGUCCAUGGCUUGCCCGCACGUCUCUGGGCUCGCUGCCAGAAUGUACGAGGCGUACCCAGCGGCGGGGUCCAUGACCGCUGCGCAACGGUGGGACCUCCUGAAGGCCACGAACUGCACUGGUUGUGUCACGAAUGACGCGACCCCCAUACCCACUGACAACCUGGUGAUCUUGGCCCUUCCAGCGAAUCCGUGCUCAGUCUUUGACGGGUCAGGGGCGAGCGCGACCUACCCGUGCGAUUGCGGCAGCGCUUUGUGCACAAACGGCGAGAUAUGCACCAGCAGUAUCGACAGCUGUGGUUCAGCAUCCCCGACGCCAGCUCCCGCACCGACGGCUGCGCCGACAAUCGCGCCCCCAACAGAUGCACCGACGCACUCGCCGACUGCAGCACCCACAGCUGCACCAACUGCACCGACGGAUGCGCCGACUGCUUCUCCGACAGUUGCACCGACAGCAGCGCCGACGGUUGCGCCCACUGCUGCGCCGACCGCAUCCCCAACAGAAGCACCGACGGAUUUUCCAACCGCAGCUCCCACAGCUGCACCGACGGGGGCGCCGACCGCUCCCCCGCCCGCGCCGACGGUUGCACCGACUCCUGCGCCGACCGCAUCUCCAACAGCAGCGCCGACUGACUCUCCAACCGCAACUCCCACAGCCGCACCGACAGUUGCACCGACUCCUGCGCCGACCGCAUCUCCAACGGCACCGCCCACUGCUUCUCCAACAUCAGUGCCCACAUUUGCGCCAACGGAGGCACCGACCGCCCCCCCGCCAGCACCGACAGUUGCACCCACUGUUGCGCCGACCAUAUCCCCAACAGCUGCACCGACCGCUUUCCCGACAGGUGCACCGACAGCAGCGCCGACGGCAGCGCCGACUUUCGCGCCGACACCUGCGCCGGCUCCUCCGCCGACCGCUGCGCCAACGCCCCAGCACAUGUGGGCGACCAUCUCGGGCCCGUGCACUGUGGACGGCACGUGUGUGCAGAGCCCGAACCAUCCGAGCAACUACGGUGGAAACCAGAUGUGCACGAUCGGAAUCGACGAGGCGAACGCAGCUCCGAUUGUCGUGGAAGCCUUCAACACGGAGUCCAACAGAGACUACCUCAUUGUCAACGGAGCAUACUACUCUGGAACCUCGGGUCCCUCUGGGGUGACGCCUUCAUCCAGUAUCGUGUGGUCGUCCGACCGACGGAAGUCCAGCAGUGGGUGGAGAUUGUGCAUGCCAGUGUCAACUUCUCCACCUCCGCCGACUGCAACGCCCACGCCUGCGCCGACAGGUUCAUCGACACCUGCGCCGCCAGUGGCGCCGACUCCUGCGCCGGCUCCUCCGCCGACCGCUGCACCGACGCCCGCUUCCCAGCACAUGUGGGCGACCGUCUCGGGCCCGUGCACUCUGGACGGCACGUGUGUGCAGAGCCCGAACCAUCCGAGCAACUACGGUGGAAACCAGAUGUGCACGAUCGGAAUCGACGAGGCGAACGCAGCUCCGAUUGUCAUGGAAGCCUUCAACACGGAGUCCAACAGAGACUACCUCAUUGUCAACGGAGCAUACUACUCUGGAACCUCGGGUCCCUCUGGGGUGACGCCUUCAUCCAGUAUCGUAUGGUCGUCCGACCGACGGAAGUCCAGCAGUGGGUGGAGAUUGUGCAUGCCAGAUCGCCGUUUGGAGGCCGCGGAGCCAAACAAGGCGGCCUUUGCGUUGACGGCACCGACCAUCCUCGUCUGA